UUUUUUGCAGGUUAAAUAUUUAUGUACACAGUGUGGGAGGCUUUCAGAAAAUACCAGAAGUUAACUCUCAUCUGUCUGGAAACACUGAGAAAGAGACGGAUAACCAUGGAUGAAGAAGCAUGGGUGCAAAGUGUUGACCUUUCAGGCUGGCAAGUCCCCAAAGAUUCAGUACAAACUGAUCCUGAGUCUAAACCACAGACCGCCAUACACUCCUCUGUUCUUCUACCAGGCAGUGUUAUUGAUUCUUCAGAAGACAUACAGGAACAUCCUUCAUGUGUGAUUGAAAGUGUUGUGGUGGAAGACACGCCUGAGGAGGAUGGAGAGGGAAACUCAUGGUUGCACAAGCUUGGAAUGAAUAUAAACAAGUGGUCAUUUCUGAAUUCCCUGAUUGGAUGGAGUGAAGACAGAACUCAAGAAAAAGAUCAGUUUACCACGUCUGGAAUUUGUUCUGAUGCUGAUCACAAAGCAACUGAGUUGGAGGAAUGUACAAUGAAAGUGCCAUAUAUACCCUACAGCUUAGCUACACUGCAUAUCAUCAAGCUUGUAAAAGACAUGCAGCAAAUGAAAAACAGACACAUGAAGAUAAUCAGAAAACUAGACGAUAUAAGGAAAGAAAAGCAGGAGGAGACUGUAACUACCAUAAAGAAACAUUAUAGUGAGAAAAUGAGGUGUCUGAAAUGCCAGUUAGAAGCUUACCAAGAGCAGAUGAACAAGAACAACAUACACUGGCAAGAUACAAUUGAGAACCUGAGAGAAAGAAACAAACAGCUGAUCCAACAGAAGGAAGAGGUUCUUCACCAAAUGAAACAACAAACAGAGAACUGGAAAGAAGAAAAGGUCUGGAUUCUAGAAAAUCUGUGUAAAAAGCUAGAUUAUCAUUAUACCCAGCACACACUGACUUUACAGGAACUACACAACAUGAGUCUACAUGUGGAAAGAUUGCAAGACCUCAUGAAUUUCCAGAUAAAAAUUCUUCAGCAAAAGUCUGAAAAGACAGAAGGAGAAAAUUCAGAUAUAUCAGAGGUUUUAGUAUUAAAAACAGAACAAGUAGUUAAUGAAGAAGAGAAGACUGAAUGGUCAAUGGAAAAUGGAUAUCUUUGGCAAGCACGCAUCAUCCUGCAAGAGAUGCAAGAAUCUUUAAAGAAACGAGAGAGGGAAGUCACUGAGCUCCUCCAAAGUGAAAGGAGAUUUAACAAGGCAAUGAAACCUCAAAUGACAGGGCUGAUAUUCUUGAAAUCUCUUAUCAAGAUGGUUCACACCAUAUAUUGUGAUGUCCCUCCUGCACAACAAUACAUCCUUCAGCUUAUCAGGAAGAAUGAGGAAGAAAGAGCUGAUCAGAAAGAAGUUUUUAAUAAUGCUCAGGCCGACAUUCUGUCCUAUGAAGUAUUUUAUGGAAAUGAACUUACGGAUGACAGAAGGACACACCUCCCAAAGAAGCUUUUCAGAAACAUUGGGAAAGCAAAGUAUGAUUUAGAAUGUGUUGAAACAGAAAAAAUUGUGUUUGAUUGUAUCCAGACAGGAGAAAUCCCCAACUGGAUUAAAAGGGAUUGUCUUUUUGUAGCCUUGUCAGAAGACCCUGCAAUAAGCUCUGAGGAGAUAGAGUCAUCAUUCUGAGGAACUCAUGCAGAAGUUUAAAAUGGAAAUCAAGGUAAUACAUUACAAUGUAUCACCCCACAUGGUUUUAAAGAAGUUAUCAAUAAUGCACUCAUUUUCCUAGAUAUUCUUAAGGGAUUUGAGAUUUUCCCUGAAUUAUGUUCCAUGAUUUCUAAGCAUAUUUACAUCCAAGCAUAACAUAGUUUUGCGAACUAGUGAAUUACAGGAUUACAGUUUUCUGUAGGGAUUUCCAUGUUCUAUUUUGCACCUCUAUAUCUAUUUUGUUGUUCUUGUAGAAAUCUUUGUGCAUCUUGGUGGUCCUUGAUGUCUGUUGCAAGUAAAAUAUAUUAGAAUCAUAGAACUCUUUAGGCUUGAAAAGACCCUUACAAUCAUUCAGUCCAACCAUUAAGCCAGCACUGUCAAGGUUUUUAAAUACCUCCAGCUACGGUGACUCAACCACUUCCCUGGGCAAACUGUUCCAGUGCUUGGCAACCCCCUACAUGAAGAAAUUUUUCCCAGUAUCCAAUCCAAACAUCCCCUGGUUCAACUUGUGGCCAUUUCCUCUGGUUCUGUCAUUUGUUACUUGGGAGAAGAGACAAAUGCUCAUCACACUCCACCUCCUUUCACAUAGUUGUAGAGAGCAAUAAGGUCCCCCCGAGCCCCUUUUCUUCAGGCUAAACCUCAGUCUAUCUUCAUAAGAUUUGUGAUCCACGCUCUUCACCAGCUUUGUUGCUUUUCUCUGGACAUGCUCCAGCAGCUCCUGUUUCAUAUAUCUAAUGAUUUGGGAUGCAUAGAUUCCUUGCUUAUUAGUAGGUUACAAAAGAAGCAUUGCUUCAUGUGAAUUUACAUCAGAGUAAAUAACUGAAAAAACUAACUAUUUGAAUUGAGUUUUCUCAGACUGGGCAAAUGACAUCCACAAGUGCAUGGGCCCUGACAGGAUGCAUACUUGAGUGCUGAGAAGCUGGCAGAAAUCACAGUGAGGCUGCUCACCAUCAUCUUUGAAAGGUCAUAGAGUUUGGGAGAGGUGCCUGAGGACUGGAAGAAAGCAAAUGUCACUGGUCUUCAACAAGGAGAAGAAGGAGGGCUCAGGGAUAACCAAUCAUCUCAAUUCCUGGAAAGGGGAUGGAGCACCUCAUUCUAGAGGCCAUCACUAUCCAUGUGGACAGGAGGUGAUCAGGAGCAAUCAGAAUGGAUUCACUAAAGAUAUAUCACACUUGACCAACCUGAUAGCCUUCUACAAUGAAACAACCACCUGGAUGGAUGAGGAGAGAGCAGUGGAUGUUGUCUAACUUGACUUCUGCAAGGUUUUCCACACUGUCUCUCACAACAUCCUCAUAGGCAAACAGGGAGUGUGGACUGGGUUAGUGGGCAGUGAGGUAGAUUGAGAACUGGUGAAUGGCAGAUCCCAGAGGGUCAUAAUCAGUGGCACAGGAUCAGGCUGGAGGCCUGUCACUAGUGGUGUCCCUCAAGGUUCGGUAGUGGGCCCAGAAUUGUUUAACUUAUGUAUGAAUGUCUUGGAUGAAGCGCCAGAUACCUCCUCAGCAAGUUCACUGGUGACUGAGCUGGGAGCAGAGGCUGCUACCACUGCUGUGCUGUGCAGAAGGACCUCCAUAGAUUGAAGAGAUGGACAGAGGAGAACUGUCUGAAGCUCUGCAAAGGCAAACACAGGGAAGGAACAACCCCAGGCAACAGGACAGGCUGGGGUGACCUGCUGGACAGCAGCUCUGUGGAGACGGACCUGGGGAUCCUGGUGGAUGGCAAGCUGUCCAUGAGCCAGCAGUGUGUCCUCGUGGUCAAGAAGGGCCAAUGGUAUGCUGGAGUGCAUUAUAGGGCAUUGCCAGCAGGUUCAGGGAGGUGAUCCUGCCCCUCUGCUCAGCUCUGGUGAGGCACAUGUGGAGUGUUGUGUCCAGUUCUAUGCUCUUCAGUACAAGUGGGACAUGGAGCUCCUGGACCAAAUCCAGAAAAGGGCUACAAAGAUGAUUUAGGGACAGGAGCACUUCUCUUAUGAGGAAAGGCUGAAGGAGCUGGGCCUGUUCAGCCUCAGGAAGAGGCAGCUGAGAGAAGAUCUCAUCAUUGUCUCUAAGUACUUGAAAGGAGGGUGUCAAGAGGAUGGAGCCAGGCUCUUCCUGGUAGUGCUGAGCAAUAGAACAAGAGGCAAUGGGCAGAAACUGAUGCCCAGGAAGUUCCAGCUGAAUAUGAGGAAGAACUUCACUGUACAGGUGACAACAGAUUGUCCAGAGAGGGUGUAGAGUCUCCCCUGUGGGAGAUAUUCCAGAAUCACCUGGACACAGUCCUGUACCAUGUGUUGUGUGAUGACCCUGCUUGAGCAGGGAGGUUGGACCAUAACCCACUGUGGUCCAUUCCAGCCUGACCCAUUCUGUGAUUCUGUGCUGAAACUGAUCCAACUAUAUGCAUUAAAAUGCAUCAAAAGCCAGAGUCCAGUAAUGCAUUUACAAUAUUUAAGUUGCUGAAUCUCCAAGUGAAUAGACUCAAAAUUGUAUAAAAUAAUUACUUUCUCUACAUAGACACUAAGACAACAACCAUCAUGUUGAGUUAAUGUGGAGAAGUUCUUCCUUGGUAAAUAAUGGAUAAAACCUGUAAAUUAUUCUUUUGGUAAUUUUUAACUAUACUGUUUGUUGCUUUUUUGUCUUUGAUUUUGUUUUGAUUUUUUAGGUUUACCAGAUAAUGAAGGAACACUAAAGAGAGAUACCAAUACUGAAAGAAGCCCCCUGUUUUAGGGAGGAGUACUGGAGAGAAAGCUUGAUGCAGAAAAACAUUUUCUGCAGUAUUUGUUGAGUGGACAAAAAAUUAGAAGCAUUAAAUACCUGUGGUUCACUAUCAGAAAAUUUACACAGGCCUUUAAGUGUUUUGAGAAUUUUAUGGUUUUUAAUAAAUUUUUUUAAGAAAUCUUCUAAAAGAAAGAAACAAAAAACCUGCAUAACAACAACCCAAAAGAGUCUGUGAGUGAGAAAAAGUGCCUUUGAGUCAAACAGGUAUAGUCCUGCUGCAAGUGGAUGGCGUGUAUAAGCUUUUGCUGUCUAAAGUGGGGCAUUUAAUAUGCCUCUACAAUCAAUAUCUGCAGAGAGGUAGCUUCUAAGGCUGAUUUUCAUCUGUGAAGCACAAGCCUCCAAAAUUAACUUUGCUUUGUCCCACUUCAAAUUAUUUAGCAAUUGUUUUAAAGUGCUGGCUUCUAUACCAUGGUAUGUGUUUCAACUUUUCACUCUCUUUUUUUUUUUUUAAUAAAAGAUGAAAUUGAAUAAAUCAUAGGUAAGAAGAAAUCUUUAAAAUUAUAAACUGUGAAACCAUAGUUUUAAUAAGGAACAAAUGAAUGUGAAGAUGAUGGUUGUUGUUGAAGACAACAAUUUGUCUCUAACAAGUGGUUUUUGAAGAUGAUAAUGCUAAGUAAAUGCCAUAAAUUUAAACACCACAUGUUUGCUUUUACAGUUGGGUUGAGGUUUUUCUGUCAUCUGUCAAGCAUGUGUGCCUGAAGCUGAGUGGUUUAUUUGAACUGCUCAGCUGUGUGAAGUCCCAUCUAUAUCAUAAGUUGAAAAAAAUUUGUAUUCCAGCACUGAUCUAUCAUUCAGAUACUAACAACCAAAGCCUUAUUUUUUAACUGCAUGUGUGUUCAUAAUGUGCUUCUUCUAGGUUUGAAUCACCUAUCCAGAAAGAACACUCUGUAUGGAUAAAGCAUCCCUAUGACAGUGCUUUUGUGCAAACAAAUUGAUGUGUACUUAUCGCUGUACUGCUGGGAACUAUCCUUCUGGGAACUGUAGCGCUGGGAACACAAUGUCUGUUUCUGAAUGCCAUUAGUGUACUCAGGGCCUUUUUCCAUUGAAUCUUAGAGCGCACUCUAAGACUACUGAAAGGGAAUGCAAGAGAAAGGGAACAAGGAUGAAGACGUCACCCGAAUGUAGAUGUAUUACAGUAAAGAUGCUUUAGAGAAAAACAGCUAGAGUGGACAGAGAGGAUGAUCUUGAGUGCUUUGCUGUGAACCUACCAUCCCAGGAUGGAGCAACACUAAUGAUAAGUCCAAGCUUUAGACAGGACUGAACCAGUUCCAGUCCACCACUGACAGAGAAAAAACCUAAACAUUUAUAAAAGCUAUAUACAAUCUAUAUGCACAAUGUACACAUAGACAGUUUGAUUUUUUGCUGCCAUUAGAAUUUUGAUUUUUUGGUUAUGAGACAGUUAAGGGCUGUUUUAAAUCAGCUUUAAAGAAUGGAAGUCAUGCAGUAAGGCAGAACCCUGUUUUAAGUCAGAGGAGACUUUUGAGCUGUGGUUCAGCUAUCGAUCUGUGUAGUGCAAAGCAAUUGAACAUUUUAUUUAUAGAAGUGUAAAAUAAAAUAUCCAAAAAAUGAAUAUUUUUAUUAACUUCAUUUUUCAGCUUUGUUAGCUAUUUAAAGUCCUCAUGUGAAAAGAUUUAAUCUACGAAGAAAUUUUGGCACUAUUCUUAUUCUUUCUCUAGCCCUUUUGAAUGCCUGACUCCAAAGGUUAUAAUUUAGCUCUUUCCUUCACUUAAUCUCAUGUCUAUGCAAGUUUUCUGAAGCAAUUUCAUUGGUUCAUAUGCAAGUUGCUAGCUUUUAUAUCUGUUUUUAAUUCUGUGACAAAGAGAAAAGGAAUAAUUUCUCUACUA
This is a messenger RNA of Corvus hawaiiensis (hawaiian crow), 6226 nucleotides long. RefSeq names its product synaptonemal complex protein 1-like. The record is from RefSeq and is a predicted model, not a curated record. The transcript is spliced from 13 exons. Lineage: Eukaryota; Metazoa; Chordata; Aves; Passeriformes; Corvidae. The coding region runs from base 22 to 1614 and encodes 530 amino acids.